Cercospora beticola is the source of this 1593-nucleotide messenger RNA. RefSeq lists its product as uncharacterized. Lineage: Eukaryota; Fungi; Ascomycota; Dothideomycetes; Mycosphaerellales; Mycosphaerellaceae. The record is from RefSeq and is a predicted model, not a curated record.
GAACAGCUGUAGGGCUACCAGGUGCCUUGCACCUGGCCGCAUCGAAGAAAUACUCCUGUGAGAGUCGCAUGCACCUUCGUAAUAUGCGAAGUUCCGUCAUGCGUGUUUGUGCUUGUACGAGCUCGUCCCAAGGAUCUGCCUUUCAGCUCGCUCUUGGCGCAGGAGAUGGAGCUGCCAACACAAGGCUGACGAUGGGCUGCAGCCGUGUGGCACUGCACACGACACGACAAAAGUCUGUUUCGUCGGCCCCGGCGCAGAGUCGAUGCGGAGAUUCGACGUCGCACAACUUCUGCGAAACAAAGGGCAGUCGAACAACCGCACUCUGCUCAGAGAAAUAAGCUUGCAGAAGCAUAGUUGUUUGGUCUAGCAGACUCUCACCUAAGGAAUAUGCCACGCAGCUACGUCUUGCUUUACCUUCAAGCUGACGGGAGCUUAUCCUUGGUAUUCGGCGCAACUUUUCUUGGGAGGAGCGCUAUGCUGGCACGGCAUUCGAAAACAUAGCCACGAAUUCUUGGAGGGCUGCCUCUAGGCGGCCCGUCAUCUCUGCAGUGAGAUUCUCACUUUCUCACGACAAGUCUUUUCUCCUCGCAGCCUUUCAACUCCAACCAGUCUUUUUGAGCUUGACUUGCGCAAUACGACUAAUACAAUUAAUAUGGCUGUAACUCCGAACAUGAGCUGUCCCAGCGGUGGGCAGUUCUAUGCAUGUGGCGAUGGCAGUAGAUUUGUAGGAUGUUGCGCGAGUAAUCCAUGUGCUGUUGGAUGCGCAGCAGGCAACCUCGUAACGACCAGCUUUGAUACAGCGCAAUAUGGAGCUAUUCCGGAUCAACAAUGUAGCACCGGCCAGUUCUUCACAUGCAACUUCACCAGCCCGCCUUUUUGGGGCUGCUGCACAUCACCGGCGUGUUCGUCGACCAACGGAUGUGCCUCUACUGCGUUAGCUGGGGCUUUCCUUACGACAAAUCCAACCUUAUCGGAACCUUUUCUGAGUCUGAACGAGACUUGGGAAGCCAGCAGUACAGAAAACACGGACCUGGCCCCGACCAGCGACAACGAUGAUUCCGGUGGAGGCGGAGGUACGAACACAGGUGCCAUAGCUGGAGGCGUGGUAGGCGGUAUCGUCGCUCUCGCCGCAAUUUUAUUCGGCCUUAUCUGGAUGCUACGUCGACGUAAAAGACGAGCUGCCGCCGCAGCUGUCUCUUCUGCGCCUGCGGAGGACGAGAGCAAGCCAGGAGUACCAGAAUUGUCGCAUGACGCCAGCACAGCAGUCGCGCUGAAACAACUACCGGGAAAUUGGCAGACAUCUCCCUCCAUACCUUCGUAUCACAACUCACCAGAAUUCCAGAACGGCGAGUGGUCACCCAGGCCGCCCAGCUAUUUCACUAAUGAUCCGAGAGCCAAGCCACAGCAUAUGUCGUAUGAACUACCAGGUAGCCAGGCUGGAGUGGAGAUGGAUGUACGUCGAGAGCAGGAUGGCAAACCGCCACCAUCGCCAGCAGCUUGAUCGAAGACCAGCAGUGGCAAGGCUGGCCGGGGUGCGGUGGUGCCAGGGCAAGUCGAACGGCGAGCUGCAAAGAGCGAAGAAUGAAAAUAGUG